UGGAUUUUUUUCAAGUUAAAGGAUUCAAAUUUCUGCAAGAGACACUUCGAAGUCUGUUUCAGUUUAUGUCAGAGGAUCAUAGCUUUUGUCGUCUGAUUUUCACAUCACAUUUCUAGUGGGCGGUUGAAAGGUCACGUGUUUCGACUUCUACAUAUGACACGUUGUUGAACCACGAUUCCUGACUGAAAUUUGCCUUGACAACGACAACAACAAAGCAAUAUAAAACAAAAAACAACAACAAACAAAAGAAAACAAAAAACCUACAUUUGUCAAAAAAAAUUAUUAUUUUAAAUUUUGAAAAUAACCUCAUCAUGAAGAUUUUGUCAGAAUUCGGUAUUCGCUCAUCACAUAUCCUCAUCAUCAUAGCCGCUGGAGUUCUUGUUGUAAAUGUUGAUUCUCAGACAUGCGGACGGGCUCCAGUGAUCUAUAACAGAGUUUUUACCGACAAGGCGGUCGUGGAAGAUGCACUGGUUACCAAAACGGGGAUCGCCACUAAACUCGGUUGUCUCGAAGUUUGUGGGAGAAGUCUGGCCGUUGUCUGUACUGCAUUCGUCUUCAACCAACAACAACAGCAGUGCAAGAUCUACAAAGACAGUUUAAACCAACUGACACAAGUCACCGAAACGGGAUCCGUGGGAUUCGCGAUAUUAGAAGAAGCCACAUGUCCUGCACCACCGCCCCUGCCCAAUGGCACAGUGACCUACACUUCAGUUGUAAUAGGAAGCACUGCCACCUACAGCUGUGAUGCAGACUACCACUUUUUUGGACUCAGCCAGUCAAGUGUCUGUGAGACGACUCGAGCGUGGAAUGGUCUUAACGGUUCUUGUAGACAAGUGUUUUUCUACAACAUUACACUUCCUAGCGGUACAACUCGGGACAUAUCUGUUCCUGGAUUAGUUACCGCAGGAUGGAAGAUAGAGGCAAUAGGAACGCCACUUGAUUCACCAAGAUUCUAUUUCAACCUAAUGCACGAUGAUAACAGAAUUUUAGCCUUACAUGUGGACGUGCGCUUCAACGUUGGUGGUGACAUAAACACUGUGGUUAUCAACUCCUUCACUGGAUAUUGGGGCAGACAUGACUCUUACCAGCCAUCCUUUCCAUUCGCCCCAGAUCAGCAAUUUAACCUGACUAUCCUAGUGACGGAUAAUGGAUUUGAAGUGACCGUGGAUGGCCAGUGGCAUGCAACACGGGAACACAGUGUUAACUGUAUAAUAAUAUGUUUAAUGUUUUAGCUGACCGUGGAUGGCCAGUGGCAUGCAACACGGGAACACAAUGUUAACUGUAUAAUAAUAUGUUUAAUGUUUUAGCUGACCGUGGAGGGCCAGU
Messenger RNA from Gigantopelta aegis, 1326 nucleotides. RefSeq lists its product as uncharacterized. Gene Ontology annotation, molecular function: carbohydrate binding. The record is from RefSeq and is a predicted model, not a curated record. The transcript has 5 exons. Bases 312 to 1232 code for a protein of 306 amino acids. Lineage: Eukaryota; Metazoa; Mollusca; Gastropoda; Neomphalida; Peltospiridae.